Pangasianodon hypophthalmus (striped catfish) is the source of this 2751-nucleotide messenger RNA. RefSeq names its product cyclic nucleotide gated channel subunit alpha 1a (gene cnga1a). The record is from RefSeq and is a predicted model, not a curated record. Gene Ontology annotation, biological process: monoatomic cation transmembrane transport. Lineage: Eukaryota; Metazoa; Chordata; Actinopteri; Siluriformes; Pangasiidae. Gene Ontology annotation, molecular function: intracellularly cGMP-activated cation channel activity; cGMP binding; protein-containing complex binding. The coding region runs from base 292 to 2265 and encodes 657 amino acids. The transcript is spliced from 7 exons. Gene Ontology annotation, cellular component: plasma membrane; intracellular cyclic nucleotide activated cation channel complex.
GUUCACUGCCCGAGGGUGUGUGCUGACAGCGCUGACAUCUUCAUACACACUCUGAGAGGUAGAGAGAGAGAGAGUCGCCGACUUUGCAACUGUCACUUCAUCCUCUUAUCAAUCGCUCAAUCCUUUUCAGGGUCAGCAAACUCGGCCAGCACAACCACUCGAAAAGGACAAACUACUACUCUUCAUCAUUAUUAAAGCCAAGUGCAAGAAUAUGAAUCUACAAACAUCAGCUGUGUCGUACUGAGAACAUAAACCUGAUAGAGAGACAGAAGGUAAAAAACAUAAAGCACCAUGACGAUUGUGACUACUGUGGGAAUCUCAGUUCCUCCCCAAAUGUCUCCAGUCAUGGAGGAAGACCCUGAAGACAGCGAGGAAGAUGUUCGUCCUUCUCCUGUCCCGCUAACACACUUUAACGUCAACAACAGCAACAACAAUGAAGAGCAAGAGAAGAAGAAGAAGGUGAAAAAGGAGAAAAAAGAAAAAAAAGAAAAGAAAGAAAAGAAAAAAAGGAAGGAGCAGAAGGAGCAGGAGAAUGAGAAAGAAAAAGAGAAAGAGAAGGAAAAAGAAAAAGAGAAGGACAAGGACAAAGAGAAGGAGAAAAAAGAAGGGCCGAAGGAGGUGUUUGUGAUUAACCCGGCCAGUAACCUGUAUUACCAGUGGAUCCUUCUCAUCACGUUGCCCGUCAUGUACAACUGGACCAUGAUCAUUGCGAGAGCCUGCUUUGAAGAACUGCAGCAUGAAUAUCUGAUCACAUGGUUCUUCCUUGACUACAUCUGUGAUCUCCUUUAUCUGGCUGAUAUGGCCUUCAGAACAAGGACUGGCUACCUCGAGCAGGGAUUGCUUGUCAAGGAUAAGAAACUCCUCAUCAAGCACUACACGGACAGCCCUCAGUUCCGGCUCGACGUCAUCUCGAUGAUACCCACCGACGUGCUGUACUUCAUCCUGGGACUGGACUACCCUGAGAUCCGCAUCAACAAGCUACUACGCAUCAACCGCAUGUUUGAGUUCUUUGACCUUUCACAGACCAUGACUAACUAUCCUAACAUCUUCCGCAUCUGCACUUUGGUCAUGUAUAUCAUCAUUAUCAUUCACUGGAAUGCAUGCCUCUACUUCUCCUUCUCCAAAUCUAUUGGUUUUGGUUCAGAUCCCUGGGUCUACCCGGCGCUCACUGAGCCUGAGUUUGGGGACUUGUUGAGGAAGUACUCUUUCAGCCUCUACUGGUCCACGCUGACUCUCACCACCAUCGGGGAAACACCGUCUCCUGAGCUGGACUCUGAGUUCUUCUUCCAUGUCGUAGACUUCUUGGUUGGUGUCCUGAUCUUUGCCACCAUUGUUGGGAAUAUUGCCACAAUGAUCUCCAACAUGAAUGCGGCCCAAGCCCAGUUUCAGGCGCGUAUCGACAGCAUCAAGCAAUACAUGCAUGUGCGGCAUGUCAGCAAGGACCUGGAAAAGCGAGUCAUCAAGUGGUUCGACUAUCUGUGGACCAAUAAGAAGGCGCAAGAUGAAAGGGAGGUACUCAGGUACCUGCCAGACAAGCUGCGAGCAGAGAUUGGUAUGAACGUUCACCUGGAUACGUUGAAGAAGGUGAGGAUCUUCGCAGACUGUGAAGCGGGACUGCUAAUUGAGCUCAUUCUUAAAUUACAGCCUCAGGUGUUUAGCCCUGGUGAUUACAUCUGCCGCAAGGGUGACAUCGGCCGGGAGAUGUACAUCAUCAAGGAGGGAAAACUGGCCGUGGUGGCUGAUGAUGGUGUCACAGAGUUUUGUGUUCUGGGUGACGGAAGUUACUUUGGUGAGAUUAGCAUCCUGAACAUUAAAGGCAGCAAAGCAGGGAACCGCAGGACAGCUAACAUUCGCAGCAUCGGAUACUCAGAUCUCUUCUGCUUGUCUAAGGAUGAUUUAAUGGAAGCUCUGACCGAGUACCCUGAUGCCAAAAACAUGCUGGAGGAAAAGGGGAGGCAGAUCCUUAUGAAAGAUGGCCUGAUUGAAACGGACCUGACCAAACUGAAGCCAGACCAGAAGGACCUUGAGGACAGAGUGAACCGCAUUUACAGCACCAUGGAGCUGAUGCAGGCCAAACUGAAGAAACUGCUAGCGGAUUAUGAGAAAACUGAGAAAAAUCUGAAAGAGCGCAUCGCUCAGAUAGAACGCUAUGCUGGGGAGGAGGUGGAAGAAGAGGAUGAGGAUGAAGACAAGGGGCAGAAGGACGUGAAGGAAGAGGCUCCACCAGAGCAAGUCAAGGAGGAGAAGAAAGAGGAGGACAAGUAGGAGGUCUGAAGGGUUGUGGUCUUCAUUAUCAUUGUUGAAUCAAAAUGUGACCCUGUCAGAAAAAGUUCCAAGUGGAAGCCUGUUAGAAGAGUAAGAACUUUUAACCUCCUAAAGAACCCUUGAAGAAUCUUUUUUUUUCUGAGAAUGUAGUAUUUCAAUAUCUUUGUUUGUGAUGUUUAGUUUCCAAUAUUUUUAAUUUUGUGUAGUUCUCAAAAUGCCUAUUAUCGCUUAGUCGAUCUCUGGGACUGGUAAAACAUUGAAUCUUUAGUUUGAGCAGAUGAUCUGUGAUGAGAAUUUCACUGAGAACACUUGUGUAAGCAUAACUGUAUACUGUACAGUGUUCUGAAUGUAAAAUAUAAAUUAUUAUCACAUGGUCCUGAGCGAUUUCAGCAUUGGUGUUUAUUCAGAAUGCACUUAUUUGUAGGAUUAAGAUUUCUAAAACACCUAUAUUAAAUAAACUAUUAAUUCUAUUAAAUUCAGUUUUAU